Molecule: messenger RNA, 4379 nt
Organism: Pelagomonas calceolata
Lineage: Eukaryota; Pelagophyceae; Pelagomonadales; Pelagomonadaceae
Source: the annotation of a GenBank genome assembly
UUUUUUAUGAAAGUCUUUGACCCUCAGUAAAAAACGGAUAGCGUAGAAACCUGAGACGCAGCAAGGGUACCAGCGCAUCGUUGCAGCGCAGAGAUUGGAGUGCAGUUGCACUGCACGCGCGUCCGCACCCGCUCAGUACCGAAACCGCAGUGGGACACCACAAGCUGCUUCGCGGCGGCGCGACGCGCGAGCAAAAGCGCACCACAGCGCAACGCCAAGCGCACCACUACAGCGCAGCGCCAACGUAAGAACAACGCAAGAACAAAGCAAGAGCAACGCAUAACUCAUGGCGGCGACGAGCAAAAUAUACUUGCCAGACGCCAAGCUCGUCUGGGUCCCCGCCGACGUCCUCUCCAGUAACGACAACACCGUACGAGUGGCCAAGUACGUGCCCGACCCCACAACAAAAUUAGACGACGAAACGCCAUCAUCGACAGAAGAAGUUGUGCUCAAGGAGCCCUUCGCUUCGGUGGAAUCCUUGCCCUUGAGGAACCUCGACCUGCCCGACGCGGGUGCUGAUGAUAUGGUGUCCCUCGACUACUUGCACGAGGCGUCGGUGUUGUACAACUUGCGAAGAAGGUAUUUUGCUGCUUUACCCUAUACGUAUACGGGGACGAUGUGCAUCGCCGUGAACCCCUACAAAUGGCUCGAUUUGUACUCGGAGGAGAAUAGACUACAGUACGCGAAGAAGAAGCGCAAUGAGCUGCCGCCGCACGUUUAUGCGAUUAGCGCGAUGGCGUAUGAUGGCGUAGCAGCUCGAUCCGUCGGCGGCGCGGCCGCGGGCGUCGACCAAAGUAUAUUAGUGAGCGGCGAGUCCGGCGCGGGCAAGACGGAGACGGUCAAGAUCAUGAUGGGCUAUUUGGCUUCGGUGGCCGGCCAGACCGACGGCGUCGUCGUGAAGCGCGUUUUGGAGUCGCAGCCUCUGUUGGAGUCCUUCGGCAACGCUAAAACUGUAAGAAACGACAAUUCGUCGCGCUUCGGCAAGUUCACGCAGCUCGAGUUCGACGCGACGGCUCGGGUCGGUGGCGGCGACCCGCCUUUAGUAGGUAGUAGGUGUCGGACCUAUUUACUGGAAAAGAGCAGGAUCACGGGCCAGGCGCCGGGCGAGCGGGCCUACCACUGCUUCUAUGGGGUUGCUAGAGGUCGAACAAACUCUCGGUUAGAUUUGACGCAGCAGCGCUUCACUGCAAAAGGCGACCUUGCCACGAAGUCCAUAGAGGGCGUGGCCGAUCCGGAUCGCUUCGCCAAGACCUGGGACGCUUUGAGACUUGUGGGAGUGGAGGAUAACGAACGGGACGCCAUCGCUGAUCUACUAGAAGUUACUUUAUUGCUCGGCGACGUCGACGUCGAAGCGACGUCCACCGAACAAGGAGAAGGCUCUUCCUUACUCCAAGAUAACGCAUCUACGAAAGCAUCCCAAGCCCUAGGCGUAAACACGGAAGCCCUGGGCAAAGCACUCACGGAGCGAACGGUGAAAGCCCGCAACGAGACCUUCAAGGUCCCGCUCACGCAGCAGCAAGCGCGGGACGCGAGAGACGCCCUCGCGAAGGAGAUCUACGUGCGGACCUUCGACUACAUUGUUAGUAAAAUUAACACGGCCACGUCUUCGGGGGAUGUGGACCGGGCGAUGCGGGUCGUCGGUUUGUUGGACAUCUUUGGCUUCGAGUCGUUUGCUGUGAAUCGCUUCGAGCAGUUGUGUAUUAACUACACGAAUGAGAAAUUACAGCAGAAGUUUACCUUGGACUUGUUCAAGACCGUGCAGCAGGAGUAUGACGAAGAAGGGGUGCCCUGGACGCAUGUGGCCUUCCCGGACAAUGCCGCCGUAUUAACUUUGAUAGAAGGUAGGAUGGGCAUCAUCGACGUGCUGAACGAGGAGUGCGUGCGACCUCGAGGGAGUGAUGAGGGCUUCGUGUCGAAACUAACGACGCUGCAUGGUACCGAGUCUACAAGGUACAUACCCCAUAAGAUGAACAAGGACCAGUUCACGAUCAAACACUACGCCGGGGAUGUUACUUAUACCGCUCAUCAUUGGUUAGAAAGAAAUACGGAUGCCUUACCGGAAGAUCUGGCCGGUGUCGCUCGGAGUAGUUCAUUCACGAUGCUCUCCCAGUUAUUCUCUUCGUCAGUCGUCACGACGAAGAAGAAGGGUAAGUUGGUGAAGGACACGGUGUGUACGAAGUUCAAAGCACAGUUAACAUUACUGAUGGAGGAGAUUGAAAGAACAACAGUACAGUACGUGAGGUGCGUCAAGCCCAAUUCCAUUAAAAGUUCGUCUCAUUAUGAUGUGGAGAUGGUCGUCGAUCAAUUGAGAUGUGCGGGCGUCAUCGAGGCUAUAAGGGUGGCUCGGGCGGGCUAUCCCAACAAAUUACCUCACGCCGAAGUACCUCGACGGUUCGGGUUACUAUGUGAUACUUCGGGAUCGACCCUACAGUUAUGUAAAGCUUUGAUAGGCGAAGAGCCGGCCACGCAGAAGCGCGACGGGCCCUAUGCCGUUGGUAGUACACGAGUGUAUUUCAAGGCUGGUGUGUUAGAGGCUCUGGAACGGCGUCGGGCCGACGCGCUGGGGGAACGGGCCAUUGUCGUGCAAGCGAGGUGGCGCCAGAUCCGCCACACACGUAGAUACAAGAGUGCUAAGCAAGGUGCUAAGAAAGUGCAAGCGCGGCACCGGAGGUAUAUCGCUAGACGUCUCUACCUCAAAACAAAAGCCGCAUCCAUCUUAGCGCAGUCGGCGCGGCGCGCGUUGAUGGCGCGGAAGCGCGUGGCGGCAUUGAGGCGUAAUAGAGCUGCAUCGCGCGUCGCGGCGACGUGGCGCGGCCGGAAAGAAAGACGGGCCUAUGAAUUACUAAGGACGAACGCGGUCACUAUACAAAAAGUGCAAAGGCGGCGCGCCGCCGCCUCAUUGUUCACGAAGAUGGCCAGCGACGCCCGGGAGCAGGCCAAGCUCGAGAACCGCCUCGCGGCCAUGGAGGCUAAACUCAGAGACGCCCAAUCUAAGAACGAAGAAGAGGAAGGUGCAUUGGUCGCGAACGCCCUCGUCGAUCUACGAAGCGCCAACGCGGACCUAAGGAAGGAAAACGAAAAGUUACGAAGCGAGAACGCUGCGCUCAAGAAGAAGGUGAGCGACCUAGAGCAGGAGAAGGCCAUCCGGGCCGACGUGCUGGCCGCGAGCCGGGCGCAGCAUUUCGCAGAACCGCCUAAACCCGUCGCCAAGAAGACCGUGUCCUCACCUAGAGCCGCAGAUACAACUCCAGACAAGAAGAAGCAGUCGCGGUUUGCUGCUUUGGUUGGUUCCCUCGGGUUCGGGAACACGCCCACUACAGAAAAGGAGGUACCGCCGACACCUUCCUCAGGUCGGAGGGACCGACGAGCGCCGCACAUCGCGCGGCCGCUCAACCGCUUCUGGCAGGACGUGCCCGCCGGUUCAUUGGAGAGUGCGCUACCUUCCACACCGAACGACGUCGCUAGAGUACAUUUAAAAGUGGGCGGCCAGUACUUGUGCGCUACCGGUGCUAGAGGUUGUGCCCUGGAACCUGUACCGCAACAGCCCAAGUCUCCCUCUUCAUCAACGGCGGAUGGGAGGGACGCGUGCUACUUGCGGUGCGAGCCGCCCGUCCAGGUCAGCGCCCAGGUCGCGCGGGCGAACGGCCAGACGGGGGCGAACGGGGGCGACUUCGGUUAUAGGACGGCGAUGGCGUUCAUCGUGGAAACGGCUCAGAAAGGGACGUUCCGGUUGAGAUCUGAAUUAACCGGCGGCUACGUGAAUGUUGGUGGUUUAUUUCAGCGCUACUGCCUGUGCGCCUCAGCACCGACCGCCGCCGAAGCAACAUCAUUCGAGUUCGUAGCGAGGCAGAAGGACGGGAACGAACCGGUCGGCGAGCCCGAUCCCUCUUCUCCGGGUGGUAGGGACGCGUCGAUGGAGCGGUUGCGAGCGCAACAACUAUUAGUAGCGUUACGGGCGGCGGACGGGCCGAAGCGAGGCCACUUCGUGCGCGUGCGGCCCGACGCCUACGUCAACGUCGCGCCGCCUUCUUCUCCUGAUGCUGCCAGAGGCGCUUUACCCGCGGAUGAUAGGACGACGCCUCUAUUGAGCGUGGAGCUGCUCGUGCCGCUGUCACAGUACGAGGUGACCUUCGUGGCGUCGCAGCUCGGUUUGAUUGUCUCGAAGACGAUGCCGCUCAAAGUCGUCCGCUUCAAGGACGUCGGCGCGUCGCUCGCGCCGGCGGCAGAGUUGAGUGGUAGAAUCGCGGUCGGCGACGUGCUGGCGACGGCUGAUGGGAGGGACAUCACCCAAUGUUCGAGGAGGGAGGCCGUCGACGUGAUCACGUCGACGCGGCCCAUCACGAUCGGGUUCCGCGUCGGGGAGGUGUGAGUAAUGUGUC